Messenger RNA from Colletotrichum orchidophilum, 315 nucleotides. RefSeq lists its product as uncharacterized. The record is from RefSeq and is a predicted model, not a curated record. NCBI's taxonomy places the organism in Eukaryota, Fungi, Ascomycota, Sordariomycetes, Glomerellales, Glomerellaceae. The transcript has a single exon. Bases 1 to 315 code for a protein of 104 amino acids.
AUGAUGUUCCUUCACUCGCGUCUCAUCGGCGUCUUCGCCUUCGCCUUAGCCGCCUCCGCCGCCCCUACCACCUGCCCACCAGCCGAAGAACCCGCGCAAGACCAAUGCAUCGGUGUCGCUUGCCCCGAAAACACUUACUGCAAAGUUUUCAACUUCCGUUUAGAGCAUCCUGUUGCUUGCAAGUCCAACGGCACCGUACCGGCGGAUGCACAGACUUGCGGCGAGGUCAUCUGCCCGAUAGGAAAGACCUGCUGCAACUCGCCUUGCGGCGUGUGCGCAAACCCUGGGGAAUCAUGCUUGGAAUGGGUCUGCUGA